AUGUUCUGCCCGCGGGGAACCUUGCAUCUACAGUUUGUAAGUUCAGUUGACGAUGGAAUGCUAUCCUCCCUGGAGGCGCGGAUUGUAGAUUUGGAGAGAGAGCUGGCAAAACUCCGAAAUGAGCCCCGGGAGCGCAACGGGAGUAAGCAGAAACUGAAAACAGAGGAUGUCGAAACGAAAGUGCCUUUGGAAAGGCUUACUCGGCAUGCCAGCGAGACAAAGGACGAAACGGACCCUUUGGAUUUGUCGCAGGACAUCGAAGGCUUGAAAAUGGAGGACGAUGGGCGGAUAUCUUUUCAUGGGCCUACAAGCUUAUUCCAACUACCGAGCGGUGCUCCGAGGGAAAAUCUAGGCCCUACCCAGGCGCAUCAGGGGUUGGAUGGCCGAAAAGAGAGACUGAUAAACAACGCUUGGAGAGAGCGCGCUUUUGAACAGCUCGCCACCAUUCCUGAACCUUUUCAUUAUCUCCUUGACUCGCAUUGGUGCUGGAUACACCCGCUUUUUAAUUUCGUCUACAGACCAGCGUUUACCCGUGACAUGAAGAUGAACGGACCGUAUUACUCAGAGGUUCUUUUAAAUGCCAUUCUCUCCCACUCUCUCCGAUGGUGCAAAAGCGAGCCUAAAAUCAGCCGCCUUCUUGAUCCGUAUGACGGAGGCACUCAGUUCUUCAACAGAGCAGUCGACGGCCUUUACGAUAGUCUUAAACAAGGAGAUGGACGAAUACCAAUCGUACAAUCCCUGCUGCUAUUGAGUGCGCAAGAGUGUGGUCGUGGAAACAGAACCCAGGCGUGGCUUUAUUCCGGCAUGGCAUUUCGAUUGGUAGAAGAUUUGGGAAUAACAAUUGAUAGUCGAAAAUACUCGGGCUCCGUUCAAUUUUCAGACGAGGAUGUGGAAAUUCGGAACCGGCUGUUCUGGAGCUGUUAUUUUUGGGAUAAACUAGUUUCCCUGUAUUUCGGCCGAUCCCCAAUAAUCCAAGAUACUCCAGUUAGCCCACCUCAGAUGUUAUUGGACGACACGACUGAAAUCGAAAUAUGGACGCCGCAUGGAGUUGUUUUUCCGGAAGGCACUCACUAUCCCCCAACCCAAGCUCAUUCCACAUCCUGCUUUAUGAGGAUGUGCUCCCUAUCUGAAAUUUUGAAUCAGAUUCUCAUACAUAUUUACAACCCCGUCCGCCAAAGCACCGAGGCUGAGAUACUUCAAUGUGUACAUGAACAAGGGCACAAACUGGAAACAUGGUGGAAUGAGCUGCCGCCGUUCCUGAAGCUCAUCGUUAAUGAUCUACCUGCCUACUGCCCUCCAAGUCAUAUCGUCACGCUAAAUUGUAUAUACCACAUCACCAAUAUCCUUCUCCAUCGACCAAUUUUAUGCUCAAAACCUAAACGAGGCUCGAAAAAUGCAGCAGACAAUGCUAAUCACUUAGUUCAAUGCCUUUCUUCCGCUACAUCGAUCAUCUCUCUUUACGAUCUUUACCGACGAACUUUUGGUGAUUCUCAUGUCGUACUAUCCCUUGCGUACAGCCUUUACACGGCAGCCUCGAUAUUUUUAUUGGAGAUUCAAGCGCUCAAAUACGCUUCCGCCUCGACCUUGGAGAAACUUCGGUAUUGCAUAGUUGCUCUAGAGCGUGUAAGAUCUGCAAAUCCAGUUAUUCAUACUGCUCUUGGUCUUGUUGAGAAAGAGCUACAAAAACUGAACAUCAAUAUUUUGGAUCCUCUGAACCCGGAUGCGAACCGCGCGAACUCCCGGUUAUCGCAUCAAUCGCCCCAAGAUACCCACCAGUUAGACUCAGAGCAGCAACAGCAUACACUUCAGUCGCCUUUGACCUACACAGUUCCUCCCCAUGGGGCGUUCAGCAUUACACCUCCCCCGUUGACAGAAGACUCCAAUGCGGCCUUUACUGGGGACCCUACAUUACUAAACCCGGCAGAGCUCUCUCAGGAUCAUAUGUAUGAUAUAGCGCCUGAGCUCUUCGAGGCGUUCUCCUACGUAGAACCUAUCCCGACAAAUGUGGGAACUAGUGGGUUUGAUAAUGGAUGGGCAACUACAGGUAGCAAGCCGGAACAAACAUUUUAA
Ophidiomyces ophidiicola is the source of this 2070-nucleotide messenger RNA. RefSeq lists its product as uncharacterized. Gene Ontology annotation, molecular function: zinc ion binding; DNA binding. Gene Ontology annotation, biological process: DNA-templated transcription. The transcript has 7 exons. The record is from RefSeq and is a predicted model, not a curated record. NCBI's taxonomy places the organism in Eukaryota, Fungi, Ascomycota, Eurotiomycetes, Onygenales, Onygenaceae. Bases 1 to 2070 code for a protein of 689 amino acids.